AUGUCGGCCUCGAAGAAGCGCAAGGUCGACGACCCGCUCGCCGCGCUCGUGCGGCGCGCCGUGGCGCUGCGGCGCGAGCUCCACGCCUACCCGGAGCCCGGCUUCGAGGAGAAGGAGACGCAGCGGCGCAUCCGGGCGGUGCUCGCGGAGCUCGACGUCUGCGCGGACGCGCGGACCUGCGCGGAGACGGGCUUGGUCGCCGACAUCGCGGGGCCCGUCGGGAAGAAGCCUCCGACCGACAAAAACGCGGUCCGCUGCGUCGCGCUCCGGUCGGACAUGGACGCGCUGCGCAUGACGGAGAAGAACGAGUGCCUGGCGCACCGGUCGCGGCACGAGGGCGUCGCGCACAUGUGCGGCCACGACGGCCACAUGGCGUCGCUCGUGCUCGCGGCGGCCCUCGUCGCGCGGCGCAAAGACCGGCUGCCCGCGGGCGCGAGCGUGCGCCUGCUCUUCCAGCCGGCCGAGGAGGGGCCCGGCGGCGCGCUGCCCAUGAUCAUGGACGGCGCCCUGGAGGGCGUCGACGAGUGCUACGGCUUCCACAACUGGCCGUCGUUCCCGCUCGGCGAGGUCCACGUCAAGCCGGGGGCGCUCAUGGCCCACGUGUCCGAGUUCACCAUCAUCGUGAAAGGCAGUGGGUGUCACGCGUCCCAGCCCCACGCGGGCGUCGACGCGGUCCUCGCCGGCAGCGCCGUCGUGCAGGCGCUGCACACCAUCACGUCCCGGUCGACGCGGUCCGACGAGAACGCGGUCGUCUCCGUGACGCAGUUCCACGCGGGCGAGGCGACGAACGUGCUGCCGGAUUCGGCCGUGUUGAAGGGCACGAUCCGCGACCUCGACCCGGCGGUCUUCGACUUGAUCGAGAAGCGCAUCACCGAGGUCAGCGCGGGCGUCGCGGCGGGCUACGGCGCGACGGCGGAGGUGAAGAUCGACUCCAUGUACCCGGUGGUCUUCAACCACGCCGCGUCCUACGACCACGUCGUCGCCGCCGCGGGCGACCUGGGGCUGCCCGUGUCGGCCGCGGGGCUGCCCAUGCUCGGCGCCGAGGACUUCGCGUACCUCAUCGACGAGAAGAUGGGCGGCGUUCCCGGCUGCUUUUUUUUCGUCGGCGGCAAGGAGGACGCCGUGACGAAGCUCGCGGCGCUCGACGUGAAUCUGCCCGAGGCGGCCAAGGUCGGCGCCGCGUCGGCCCUCCGCUCCAACUGCAUGUGCCACGCGACGGCCUACGACUUCAACGACAACAUCAUCCCCGUCGCCGCGAAGAUGUACGUGAAGAUCCUCGAGCGCCGCCUCGGCUGCGCGCUCUACACGGACGACGAGCUCGCGGGGUUGCAGUAA
This is a messenger RNA of Aureococcus anophagefferens, 1335 nucleotides long. RefSeq names its product peptidase (gene Peptidase). Gene Ontology annotation, molecular function: hydrolase activity. The record is from RefSeq and is a predicted model, not a curated record. The transcript is spliced from 3 exons. Lineage: Eukaryota; Pelagophyceae; Pelagomonadales; Pelagomonadaceae. Bases 1 to 1335 code for a protein of 444 amino acids.